GUCUCGCUGCUGAGGCAGAGAGACGGAGUGAGGGGCUUACACGGCAGCGGUGCUCGUAACGAGAUCCUUUUAAAAUAAAUUACAUCUCUACAAAGAGGGCGGGCGGCGGGGGGGGGGGAGCUCUGCAUCUACUAAAAUAAGUUAGCGCAUUUUUAAAAACUAAUUGCAUUUUAAAAAUGUGACAUUUUUUUUGCCUAUAGAGCAACAGCUAACCGGGCAAUAUAAUAUUUUAUUAAUAUCGCCUUGGCAUCUAUCUCACACGAAUAUAUUGUACAUCCUUUAAGCGGCCACAAUCUCCCCCUGGGCCGGGGACGUCUGAUCAAGACAGCGGAAGUCUCAGGAUCCUCCUCAUUCGCUCGGAAGAGGAGGGGAGACGAUGACCGCCGCUCGCCGCGCUGCCAUCCGGGCUCCGCCCCCCACCUCGCCCCCCACGCCUCCUCCUCCGCCUCCGCCCCCCAACGCCAACCGCACGGCGGGGGGAGACGGCGGCGGGGGGCUUCCCCGCAUCCGGGACAAGUUCAUGAACGAGCUGGGCAGCCUGCCCCUGCCGCCCUGGGCGCUGGUGUGCGUGGCGGUGGUCGGGGUGGUGCUGCUGCUCUGCUGCUGCGCGUGCGUCUGCAAGAAGUGCUGCUGCAAGCGGCGCAAGGGCAAGAAGAGCAAGGAGAAGAAGAACGCCAUCAACCUGCAGGAGGUGAAGAACCUCGGGCAGACCUACAAGGACAAGGUUCAGCCGGAAAUCGACGAAGUGGACUUCAACGUGGGCCCUCCCCCCCCUGAGAUCGUGCUGCAGAAGGAGGAGGAGAGACUGGGGAAGCUGCAGUUCACCCUGGACUACGACUUCCAGAGCACGCAGCUGACGGUGGGCAUUCUGCAGGCGGCCGAGCUGCCGGCGCUGGACAUGGGGGGGACGUCCGACCCCUACGUGAAGAUCUUCCUGCUGCCCGACAAGAAGAAGAAGUACGAGACCAGGGUGCACCGGAAGACCCUGAACCCCGUGUUCAACGAGAGCUUCUCCUUCAAGGUGCCCUACUCGGAGCUCGGCGGCAAGACCCUGGUCAUGAUGGUGUUCGACUUCGAUCGCUUCUCCAAACACGACGUGAUGGGCGAGGUGCGCGUGCCCAUGAACACGGUGGACCUGGGCCACGUCACGGAGGAGUGGAGGGAGCUGGAGAGCGCCGACAAGGAGGAGCAAGAGAAGCUGGGCGACGUGUGCUUCUCGCUGCGCUACGUCCCCACGGCCGGCAAGCUCACCGUGGUCGUCCUCGAAGCAAAGAACCUCAAGAAGAUGGACGUCGGCGGCCUCUCCGAUCCCUACGUGAAGAUCCAUCUGAUGCAGAACGCCAAGAGGAUGAAAAAGAAGAAGACGACCAUCAAGAAGAACACGCUGAACCCCUACUACAACGAGUCGUUCAGCUUCGAGGUGCCCUUCGACCAAAUACAGCGUGUCCAGGUGGUGAUCACGGUGCUGGAUUACGACAAGCUGGGCAAGAACGAGCCGAUCGGCAAACUCUACGUGGGCUGCAACGCGUCCGGCGCGGGCCUGCGCCACUGGUCCGACAUGCUGGCCAACCCGCGGCGCCCCAUCGCCCAGUGGCACACCCUGCAGCCCCCCGACGAGGUGGACAUGGCGCUGCAGAACUGAGGGCCCCACCCCCCCAGACGUCGCACCCGUACCUGGCUACAGCGUCCGGCCACCGGCUCCCUCCCGCCCCCCCCCCACCCCACAUCGUAAUGACCGGUCGCAGCUCGCUAACUAACGUGUCGCACGGCGAAGGAAUCGCGCCGCAGCUACAAAUCACCGCCGGGCAGAUCGGUGCUCGAGAGUCAAGUCCGCCGUCGUUUUUUGUUGCGAGCGACCGGGUUGCGUGCAACUGCUCGCGGCAGGUUGCAGGAACGUCCACGUGCGAGCGAUAACUACCGAUCGCUCGUGCCUGGACUCGGCUUCUCUCUCGUUUGUUCGUUUUAUCUUUUACCGAUUCCCUAUUGGCUGUGACUCGGCCCGAAUAUCUUGACGUCUACGAUUCCUCCAAGCCUUGGGGAGCGAUUUGGUCAGGGUGCCGCCGAUCAACGUAAAUCGGCGUGGUGUCAAUCCCCCCUAUCGAUCGUCGACCCGUCAGACCCGCGUCUCGGUUACCGCCAUCUCUGGCCGGCGGCGCGAGAAACGCCUCGGCCAGGCGGGCGCGGAAGAGCUCCCCUCGGGUGGAGGAUGCCCCUUCCCGCCAGCAGUGGCACGGGCGAGCAGUUGCGGCGCUGCUCCCCAUGCCUUCCGUCGGGGGGCGCGUUGCGUUUCGCGAGGACAAUCACCGGUGGUAAAUCUUGCGCUCAAACCCCGCGCCGCGACGCCGAUGCGGUCGGCUCGUGCCGACGGUGUUUCACGCGGCGUCGAAAACUCCCCGUGGUGCUUGACGCGGGGCCUCGGGCGGUCCGCGUGCGUUAGCGCCUCGUGCCACCGCCGCCGUGUGAAAACGUCUGUCGGUCGGCGUCGCUGACGCCAACGACGACGGCGUGAGCCACUCACGGGCUCUCUGCCCUUCACGGAUUGCGGGCGGAUGUCGAAUGAAAUUGAGACGGAGGGCAAAACAAUGUCGCGUCAGUCAAGAAGGUUGCUUGACCAUACUUCACCUCGCCGCAUCAAUUCCGGUUGGUGGAGGGGUGGUGGUGGGGAGGGGACGACCCCCGACCGUGUCAGAUUACCGCUCGCCACCGAUGUUGGCCACGGCCUGCGGAUCAAUGAGUGAUAUCCGAGCCACUCCAUUGCUCCUCGCGGGAAACUUCCCCUCCGCAUUAAACAGUCACCUCCCUCUCGCUGGUUUCCGCUCCUCACUCAAAACUCGCUCGUUGUUCCCGAGCUCACCUCACGACCCCCUAGUCUCCCCCCUCGUGAGCACCACCGUUCCUGUUCCCUCUUCACGUUCUCAUUACGUGGCUAGCACUCGUUUCCCGUUCGUUCAAUCCAUUCAUCAUCAUCAUCAUCGUCAUUUACUGUAAUCCAUUUCGCUUCCACCGAAUUCACGCAUCACAGAUGCGCCCAUUGCUUCCUCUCGUCUAUUUUACUCGCCUCAUCUCCACCAUUACAUUCGUACGUACCCAUUCUUAAUUUUCCGUAAAGCGCCUUGGUUAAGGCGCAAUAGAAAUUACGUUAAGAUGAAGAUUAGCAGCACCGCCGGUGUUGUUCCUGGGGAGCGAUCCGCACUCCAUCGACCGGUGCGGACGAUUCACUGGUAUUCACAGCCAGCAGCCGUCCGGCAAACAUUGCCCAAAACCAUCACCAGACAAUCCUGGCAACCGCCUGGUGAUGCUGGCUGUAACUGGCAGUGACACCACGUACCCAAGCCCGUUCAGCGUGUGCUGCGCAGAGGUCGCAAACGGGUUUUGAUUCCUUACCCGUACCCGUACCCGGCCGUAGCAGGGUCGCAAACGGGUACCCAUACCUGGCCGGGUACGGGUAGCCGGGUAUCGGGUAGGGUGCGGGUAUCGGGUACCCGGUUGCGACCUCUGGUGCUGCGUGGAUCACUCUCCGGCAACGACGCCCCGCACUGCUGCAGUGAUGGAUCGGCGAGUUGGUUCAUCGCGUGACGACUUUACAUUUAACUCUCUCCCAUUCCGAGGCGUCUGCAAGUUGCAGGGUGGGUGCGCCGCUAAAUUUAGUUAAGAGAGGCGUAGCGCCGUUGUGUUUAAAGACUUUGUUACUCAACCGCAGAGAAGCUUAGCGACGCGACCACCGCUCUACGAUAGCCAUUGCCAAUUUGUGCAGCACGCCCUCCCCCGUGGCCUUGUGGGAAGCCUCCGUUGCUAUAAGUUAUUUUAUUUUUUUUCCUUCCGGAUUCGUUUUGGUGAUGUAAACAAGUACGUCAUCGGAACGUGAAAGGGGUGAAUUUGCCUGUGUUGGGUGGAGGAGGUUGUACAACACAAUGAUGAAUUGUGAUAUUGGUCGCAAAAGCCCACGUGGUGAAGUACGGUCAACAACUCCCCUGACAUCGGGCGCUGCCUGUACGUGUACACGUGUGCGUACCUGUGUCCAUGUACCACAUCACCCAUUUAUUCUCGAGCAUUGUAUUUCAUGAAUCAAUAUUGUCUCGGUGUGUGUGUAUACGCUCGUCUAGCAUAACCAUUAAUCGGAUAUCUGAAUGUCAUGUGGGUUCCCUGGCCCCAUUCUCUUCAAAUCCAGAGCUUCCCCGUGUUAGGCUCGUAGCUGGCUGCUCUCCGUACCUGCCACCCUGUGCAUGUGCUGGACUAGGGAAGUUUGUGCGCACGCGCGCGUGCAAACCCGGCGUUGGUUCGAGCGUGACCGAGCCUGGAGCCUGCUGCUGAUGAGACGUCGAUUACACUGGUCAACAACAAAAAAAUUCUGGCCUGGACUUUUGCAGCUGUUCUAGACUAAAUUCAGGGUGCUGAUUCGAAAUCUGAUCUCAGAUUUGCCCUAUCACAUCGCAUUUUUAUGCUAUCGGCAUACCCCAUUUUCAUUGAUUUUACCCGAAAUUAACUCUGUCACUUAAGAUUGCGAGUUGUUGCGAGUCAGUGACUGCUUUAGUGUUAAAAUAUGGUGCUGUAUUUUUAGGAUAGUGUGUCUAUAAUAUCAUUUUAUGUAGAUAUCCACAUUUAUUUAAUAUUUUUCUUCUGCAGUUUUUAUUGAAAAUGCAAUAUUUGAUAUCUCAAAAACUUAUGCCAGAAAAAGUGUGUUGACCAGUGAUAUCGAAAUCGGUCCGGAUGGAGGUGAUUGCCCAAGUUGCACCAACGCUGCUGGGAUUGUGUAUUCCCAACAGGCCGAUGGGAUGUGCGGAAAAAAAGUGAUAUCCGUGAAGGAGGCGUCUUACCGGCGUAUUUUGUCACUUAUCGUCGCGCGUCUCCGCAACCGGUUGCAAGUGGUUGCUCGCAGCCGAUUGCAGCAGCGACGUAUUGCAUCGCGCCGUGUCUUAGCGAGCCGUGAUUGGUCGUUUGUUCACAUCGUUGGCUUGGGGGUGGCUGACUUAACCCACGGUACGGCGAAAUGCGUGCCACUUUGUAGGGAAGUCAAUGGUGGUUGUACUAUGGAGAGGCUCGGCCUCGCCACGGGAAUGUGGAAUUUCCAUCACUGGCUCUGCAGGGGACGAGCGCCCGUUGGCGCAGCGGGAGAAGGUUCGCUCUGACUUGAGAUAUUCUGACUUGAGAUAUUCUGACCUCUCCUCGACCUCUCAGUAACGAUCUCCCCGUCCUUUUCUUGUUUCACCGUUUCAGACUCUCUAAGAGGAAAGAGAUUCAUUGUUUGUUCUACUUUUUAAGUUAUUGAGAUUUUUGUAAAAAAUGCAGUAUUCCUUUUUUUAUAUAUAAAUUAACGUUUUUUUUUUUUUUUUUACAACUUACAGCGUCUUGUGCUUAUUUAAUUAACGAAAAACUCGGAUGGCGCGCACGCCACAGGCAGACUGCGGCAAAACCCGGAGCAAGAAGGGGAUUUAGACGGAAAGGUGACGCGGCCUGGAACCCGUGACGGAUUCAACUCCAUCGGUUAAAUCCUUGGUCCGCCACGGUGGCGAGGAGAUGUCAUCUCCCUCGCCUGUUCGCAGGAGGUUGUGGGUCCGAUCCUGGACCCUGGCGAUGCCUGCUACAUAUCUCGAUCCCGUGUGAUCUUUCUCUCCCCGAGGUGGUCCCGGCGUGGAUCGUUCCCCCUGGUUUUGCACCGCCCCCCCACCGACGUUGACAAACAACGCGCGUUUAGACUAUUAGGCGGCCGCUCUAAUUUAUUCCCACGUGUGGCGGCGUUUCCACCGGCAGAGAUGAGCGACCGCCGAAUGCUCGUUUUGGCACUGGGGUGAGACGGCAGGCGACGGCGUUCGGGGUCGGCACCGCCGCUCCGACCGGCGUUGGCCUUUCAAAGCCGUGGUUCUAAGAUCGUUUCUAAAACGUCGCAGGCCGAUAAUAUUGCUUUGGGAAGGUCC
Molecule: messenger RNA, 5912 nt
Organism: Lethenteron reissneri (Far Eastern brook lamprey)
Lineage: Eukaryota; Metazoa; Chordata; Hyperoartia; Petromyzontiformes; Petromyzontidae
Product: synaptotagmin-1-like
Biological process (GO): synaptic vesicle endocytosis; calcium ion-regulated exocytosis of neurotransmitter
Cellular component (GO): synaptic vesicle membrane; plasma membrane; exocytic vesicle
Molecular function (GO): phosphatidylserine binding; calcium-dependent phospholipid binding; calcium ion binding
Source: RefSeq, a predicted model, not a curated record